Molecule: messenger RNA, 795 nt
Organism: Harpegnathos saltator (Jerdon's jumping ant)
Lineage: Eukaryota; Metazoa; Arthropoda; Insecta; Hymenoptera; Formicidae
Exons: 3
Coding region: 1-795 (264 amino acids)
Source: RefSeq, a predicted model, not a curated record
AUGAAAUAUCUGGGCCUCACCCUGGACAGCACUUGGUGCUUCAAGAAACAUAUAGGCCGCCUGGUCCCCCGACUCAAGUCAAUCUCGGCGAGAUUGGGCAGACUUAUGUCCAACAUCGGGGGACCGGGGCAAAAGGCCCGUCGCCUCCACGUGGGAGUGUUAAACUCGGUCGCGCUCUAUGGAGCGCCAGUAUGGGCCGAGGCCCUGGCCGUCAACCGACAAAUGGGCGCGCAGUUGCGCAAAGCGCAUAGAGUGUUGGCGGUCAGGGUCAUCAGAUGGUAUAAAACUAUAUCCCACGUGGCGGCGACGGCUCUGGCGAGCAUGCCCCCCCUGGAGCUCCAGACAUUAAUAUACAAGAGAAUAUGGCAAAGGAUGCUGGUGCACGCCAGGUACGGGAGGAGGGUCGUCGAGGCUGUCCAGCCCUGCCUACACGAGUGGAUGGGCAGGAAUUUCGGAACCCUGACGUUCAGGCUGACACAGGUGCUCACCGGGCACGGAUGCUUCGGUGAGUACCUUUGUCGAAUAGGGAAAGAGCCCACGACGAGAUGUCACCACUGUGACUACGACCACGACUCCGCGCAACACACAGUCCAAGACUGCCCGGCAUGGGCAGUGGAGCGCGGAGCCGUGGUCGGGGAACUGGGCCAGGAUCUCUCAUUCCCAACGGUGGUGAGGGCCAUGUUGAAAGUCCUCUUAUUCAGACCCUUUCAAAAUACUAUAAUUAUAUUCACUUUGGGUCAGCCGUUUCAAGGUUAUCGAGGUUUUUAUGAUAAGAUGUCUAGCCAACUAAGGUAA